Molecule: messenger RNA, 1043 nt
Organism: Epinephelus lanceolatus (giant grouper)
Lineage: Eukaryota; Metazoa; Chordata; Actinopteri; Perciformes; Serranidae
Source: RefSeq, a predicted model, not a curated record
GUGUGUUCUGGCUCCUCCUGCCACCCUGGAGGAGGUCUUGGCACGACUUCGCUCUUUCCACCUGCACCUGCUGGACAGAUUUCCCUGACAGAGGUGUCAAGGACACACUUUGGAGACAAAUAUCAAGCCAUGGUUCAUAGGAUUUUCUCCCACCAAAAACAAUCGUCCCAGAGGAAUCAUGAUGAAAGCGGCCCUUGUCCUGCUGUUUGCUGCCUAUGUUCACUCUCUGGUCCAGCUCAUGGGUGUGGCAACCCCACCUACCCACCCACUGUGAGUCGUGUUGUGAAUGGGGAAGAUGCUCGACCCUACAGCUGGCCCUGGCAGAUCAGUUUGCAGUAUCUCAGCGGCUCCACAUACCGUCACACCUGUGGAGGCACUCUGCUCGCUGCCAACUGGGUCCUGACUGCUGGUCACUGCAUCGGACCUCGUACCUACCGUGUGGUGCUUGCUGAGUACGACCUGACCAAAGAGGAGGGCUAUGAGCAGUAUAGAAGUGUGGAGAAGAUCGUGGUUCACCCUCGCUGGGAUCCAAGCUGCCUGUCUUGUGGUAAUGACAUUGCGAUGAUCAAACUGGCCUCACCGGCGACUCUGAACGACAAAGUGCAGCCCUCCUGUGUGCCAGAGAGCGGAGAGACCACUCCUCACAACUACCCCUGCUACAUCACCGGCUGGGGAAGAAUCUACAGUGGUGGUCCAAUCGCCACUAAGCUCCAGCAGGCUCUCCUCCCUGUGGUGGGCCACGAGGUCUGCAGCAGCAGCGGCUGGUGGGGGAGCACCGUGAAACCCACCAUGAUCUGUGGUGGUGGUGACAUCCGCUCUGGCUGCCAUGGGGAUUCAGGAGGUCCUCUGAACUGCAAGGGUAGUGAUGGCAGGUGGGAUGUGCAGGGGGUGACCAGCUUCGUCUCCUCUCUAGGAUGCAACACCCACAUGAAACCCACAGUGUUCACUCGCACCUCCUCCUUCACCAAGUGGAUCAGUGACACGAUGCUGCGGCACUGAGGACCUGGAGGCUUUUUAAUGUCAAUAAAUCUAUUUGACAUCCA